Molecule: messenger RNA, 4117 nt
Organism: Lingula anatina
Lineage: Eukaryota; Metazoa; Brachiopoda; Lingulata; Lingulida; Lingulidae
Product: protein phosphatase 3 catalytic subunit alpha
Biological process (GO): calcineurin-mediated signaling
Molecular function (GO): calmodulin-dependent protein phosphatase activity
Source: RefSeq, a predicted model, not a curated record
GCGCUUCGCUUCUGCGCAGUGGAAAAUCUAUGCAAAUGAAUUUUUGUUUACGCCAUCUUGGGAACUACUGUGGAAGGUUUAGUUGCUAUCCUCCAAAAUCAAGCUGCCUGUUGACCAUCAUCUGAAAAAAAUAGUGGAAAUUCAUUUCAAACAGCUUUACCAUGUCUACUGCAGAUGGUAAGCUGUCGACGACGGAGAGGGUCAUCAGAAGUGUCCCCUUUCCACUCAGUCACCGUCUGACAGUGAGUGAAGUAUUUGAUGCCAAAGGUAAACCUAAACCUGAUGUUCUCAAGCAACAUUUUAUAAUGGAGGGGCGUGUCACAGAGGAGGUGGCCCUCAAGAUAAUCAAUGAUGGUGCUGCUUUAUUAAGACAAGAAAAAACAAUGAUUGACAUAGAAGCACCUGUCACAGUUUGUGGUGAUAUUCACGGACAGUUUUAUGAUUUAAUGAAAUUGUUUGAAGUUGGAGGUCCCCCAGCCACAACACGCUACCUCUUUUUAGGAGACUACGUAGACCGAGGUUAUUUCAGCAUAGAGUGUGUCCUGUAUCUAUGGGCAUUGAAGAUGCUUCAUCCGAACACUUUUUUUAUGUUGCGUGGAAACCACGAAUGUCGACAUCUAACAGAAUAUUUCACAUUUAAGCAAGAAUGUAAAAUCAAAUACACUGAGCGGGUCUACGACUGUUGCAUGGACGCCUUUGAUUGUUUACCCUUAGCAGCCCUGAUGAAUCAACAGUUUUUAUGUGUCCAUGGUGGUCUCUCGCCUGAAAUCCACACAUUAGACGACAUUAGAAAAUUGGACAGAUUCAAAGAGCCGCCAGCAUUUGGUCCAAUGUGUGAUUUACUAUGGUCAGAUCCACUGGAAGAUUUUGGAAAUGAGAAAACAACAGAACACUUCACUCACAAUACAGUCAGAGGUUGCUCAUAUUUCUAUAGCUAUGCAGCAUGCUGUGAUUUCUUGCAACAAAAUAAUUUGCUGUCAAUUAUAAGGGCACAUGAAGCACAGGAUGCAGGAUACCGAAUGUAUAGAAAAAGUCAAACAACUGGGUUUCCGUCAUUGAUUACAAUAUUUUCAGCUCCAAAUUAUUUGGAUGUUUAUAACAAUAAAGCUGCUAUACUCAAAUAUGAAAACAAUGUCAUGAACAUUCGCCAGUUCAAUUGUUCUCCUCACCCAUACUGGUUACCCAACUUCAUGGAUGUGUUCACAUGGUCAUUGCCUUUUGUAGGAGAGAAAGUGACAGAGAUGCUGGUGAAUGUAUUGAGCAUCUGUUCAGAUGAUGAGCUGGUUACAGAAGGAGAAGCAGACUCUAUGGAAGAAAAUGGACGCAAAGACAAAAGCCCUGUUAAUGGUGAUGCUGCAGUAGCUGCAAGGAAGGAGGUUAUUCGAAACAAGAUCCGUGCCAUUGGGAAGAUGGCAAGAGUCUUUACUGUGCUUAGAGAAGAGAGUGAAACUGUAUUGAUGUUGAAAGGGUUGACCCCGAAUGGACUUCUGCCUGUAGGAGCUCUCUCGGGAGGAAAAGAUACCAUUAAAAGUGCACUGAGUGGGCUGUCUCCCCAUCAUAAGAUCAGUGGAUUUGAAGAAGCCAAGUGUUUGGACAAAGCCAAUGAACGGAUGCCUCCCAGGAAGGACAUGAUCAACAAUGCCAGUGCUGCCAACAACAAGGAUGUCAAGUCCUGAGCUAUAGUAGACUAUCAGUGCUGCUACUGCUGCUGCCCUGUUCUCUUAGCCGACCCCCCCAUUGCUAUCUCUCUUCCAAUCUCUCAAUUUUCACUUUCUCCAUGGGUUGUUCUAGUCACAUUUGAAGUGUGAACUCUGCACCAAGGAUAGCAGAUAUUAUGAAAUAGAACAGCAGAAGGAACAAUCGCUAUUGUCAUAGGUGUUCAGUUGCACACGUCCCAGUGCCAUAUACACCCAUGGGAGCAGUGCUGUCACCUGUGGGGCAUGCAUGGUACAGUGCUGAUAUCCAGAGGACAGGCUGUGGAGUAAGAGCUUGCCACAGUGCUGAUGAUUUUGAUAGCUUCGAUUUCAGCUUUAACUGUGGUAACAGACAUUUUGAGUUGUUUGGAUAAUAACAUUCUUAUUACUGAGGUCAAACGUUUCUGCCGUUUUAUCGUUAAUGGUGGUUCUUAAAGAUUUAUGCUGUUAUUUCAUUGUUCUAAGAAAAUGAUCAUUAAUUUUUCAUUAGCUUUGGUGUAGAACAUUGUAUUGCGGCCAACAGUAGAAAUCUGUACAGUCUUGUACAUAACUAAACUGUAUUGAAUAACAUACCAGUAGAGGGUAGUAUAAGGGUAGCCAAAAGGAACUGGGUAUCAACUGAUCAAAGCAGUAUGGCAUUAAGAGAGCUUAUUAUUUCUAUUCCAUGUUUCCAUAAAAAUUUUUUUCUACAUUGUUAAAGAUGUAUUAACAAAGGAAUGUACAUUAGCCAAUAUGAGCUUAGUAACAGUAUCAUUUGAGACUGGCAUAUUUAUUGCCAGGUCUUUGCAAGCUCCUAAGUGUAUUUUUGAAACAGAUCCUCUUUAUUUUCUUUGCAUGCUAUGUAAAUGUUUUUGCUCUAUUACUGUGUCAGUAAGGCACAAAAUAGAGCUUGAGAGUUGAGGGGGAUAGAAGAACAAAACCGCAAACUGUUUCAAGUGUCAAUUCAGGCCAUUAUGAUACACUUUUCUCCAGGUGACUUGACCUAAUAAACCUAGCUCAUGUUGACCUUGGUUAGAAAAGGUCAUUGUGACCUGCUGAUUAAAAUCAAGCCUACUUGUUCUGGUGUCUAACUUUUUUCUUAUGGCAUUGAUGUAGAUUAUUGUGGUUUUCAUGGAAUGUUUCAUUUUGUACUGUGUCUUGCCAUUUGAAUAUAGAAUCUUUUUUCACCUAUGCAUUUAAACAGGUUAAAACAGUUGAGACUUUCAUGGCAGUAUCCUUUGUACAUGUCAAUAUGUUUGCAAGAUGGCAGUUUGGAGGUGGUCAAAAACAUGCCACCAGUUAAAGCCAACAUAAACUUGAUUUGGUGGUCUGUAAUGUGUGGGCAGACUGAAAGAGUUUUGUGGGCAGAUAAAUGGACAAUCUGUGCUGAUCAGUUGGUGUUGUGCUGACCAGUAGAUGACCAAGGUGCAAUAUUAUUCCUCUGCUCGGAUUAUACAGCAAAGUCUGAAUAAAACAAAGGGCAAAAGAGGCAGCUUAUUUCUUGACAACACAACAACACAUCAGUGAAUUUGCAGAAGAGAGAAAAGGAAACUGACAAAUAGUAACAUUGCUUCAAAAUUUUAAGUAUAUAAGUGGCAUGAUUCUCGCCAUAGGAGACUUCAUAUUUUUCUUUGCCCACUAGAAGGAGACCAUUCAUAGAGGACAAUUUAAAUCGAGUCCCCAUCCUAUUACUUUUGAGCGAUUUGAAAAUGCUUCUUAAUUGUAAUUGUGAAGUGCUAACAGGUCUUUUUUUCCCAAAAAAAUUUUAAAGCAAUUAUUAGUGUUGUAAAUUUACAGUUAUUACUAUUAUUAUUAUUAUUAAUAUGUUGUGAUACAGUAUUCCAUAUCAACUGCAGUUGCUUGGUAGGAAGGCAUUUUAAGAGAUCACAAUUGUGGUUUUUUAUUUGUGCUACUUCAACAUGGGUUCUACUGCAGCUGGUAUGUUGCAUACUGAGUUUUUUUAAACGUUGCUAUAACUUUUUACCAUUGAAUGCUGGGUAUAUGGUAAUCCAGGUCAGUGACCAUUUUUCAAAUACUGGGUUUAUGGUAAUACAGGUCUUGUAAGCUAGUUUAUUUAACAGGCCCUUGUAAUUAUUUCAAUCCAUUUAUAUACAGCUUUAGGUUCAUUGUGAGAUAUCUGGCAAGGUAUGUGUCAAUAUCACACUGCUAGAAGAGACAGUUUACUGAAAUAUAAAACAAUGAAAAUUUUGCUGGAAUGUCCACAGAGGAAAAAUUAUGAAUUUUAACUUAAUCUGUAUGUUUAAAUUGAUUCUGAGCUCAAUGUUCAUACUCUUUAGUUUGGAUUAUAGGACUUCCCAUUAUCUAGACCCAACUUUUUCAAUGCUCUCACUUCCCAUAGUACUUAUUUUGUCAGUUGUCAUGUUAUUGUUGUAAAUGAUGCAUGUGUUUAUUAAUGUACACUUUGUGUUGAUCAAUAAACUUUA